Molecule: messenger RNA, 1298 nt
Organism: Camelina sativa (false flax)
Lineage: Eukaryota; Viridiplantae; Streptophyta; Magnoliopsida; Brassicales; Brassicaceae
Product: protein trichome birefringence-like 41
Cellular component (GO): Golgi apparatus
Molecular function (GO): O-acetyltransferase activity
Source: RefSeq, a predicted model, not a curated record
UAUAGAUGCGUGGGUGUAUAAAAACCAGAAGCGUAUUUGAAUCUCUCUGUCUCCCCUCUCCUCUCCUCUCCUCUCCUCUACUCUGUGUUAAAAUGGGUUCAAAGGAUAACGCCAGUUCUAAUAGCUCUGCAUUAGUUUUAUCGCUGCUUCUUCUUCUUCUUCUUCUUCUACACGAAGCAGAGGGAUGCGAUAUGUUCACAGGGCGAUGGGUGAAGGACGCUUCUUACCCUCUCUACGACGUGUCCACGUGUCCGUUCAUAAGACGCGAGUUCGCUUGCAAAAGAAAUGGACGGCCAGAUCUCGAUUACUCUACCUUCAGAUGGCAGCCUCAGUCCUGCAAAUUAGCAAGGUUCAACGGAGUGGAGUUUUUGGAGAGAAACAAAGGGAAGAAGAUAAUGUUUGUUGGUGAUUCUCUUAGUCUAAAUCAGUGGCAAUCUUUGACAUGUAUGCUUCACUCUUCCGUUCCCAAUUCUUCGUAUACUUUAACCACACAAGGCAGUAUCUCAACCUUCACAUUCAAGGAGUAUGGAUUGGAAUUGAAGCUUGACAGGAAUGUGUAUUUGGUAGAUAUAGUGAGGGAGAAGAUUGGGAGAGUGUUGAAGCUUGAUUCGAUCAAUGAUGGAAAAAAUUGGUUAGGAAUGGAUACAUUGAUUUUUAAUACUUGGCAUUGGUGGGGCCGUAGAGGUCCUUCACAACCAUGGGACUGGAUACAACUAGGGACAAACGUUACAAAAGACAUGAACCGUGUGGUCGCAUUCGAAAUUGCGCUUGGGACUUGGGGAAAAUGGGUUGAUACCGUCGUAGAUACUAAGAAAACUAAAGUCUUUUUCCAAGGCAUUUCACCUUCUCAUUACAAAGGAGUUCUGUGGGGUGAACCAGCUGCAAAGAGUUGCUUAGGACAGAAGGAACCACUUAUGGGGACAAAUUAUCCAGGAGGAUUGCCAGCAGAAGUGGGAGUUUUGAAGAGAGCACUUGGGAAAAUAUCCAAACCGGUGACAUUGCUUGACAUUACAAUGCUUUCGUUGCUUCGCAAAGAUGGUCAUCCUUCGCUUUACGGUCUAGGCGGGCAAUCCUCCGGUGGUGACUGCAGCCACUGGUGUCUCGCAGGGGUACCUGAUACUUGGAAUGAGAUUCUUUACAAUUAUAUGAUUGUGUAAAACAAAAUCUAAACACAAAAGAAAAACAAAAUUUAAACACAGAAGAAACCACAAUUAUAGCAUUUGUUAUUGUGUUUGAUUCAAUUUAAAUCUAAAUAUAAAGGUAUCUUCUGAUUUUUGUAAUCAUACAUCAAGCAAAAG